Molecule: messenger RNA, 1590 nt
Organism: Colletes gigas
Lineage: Eukaryota; Metazoa; Arthropoda; Insecta; Hymenoptera; Colletidae
Product: armadillo repeat-containing protein 6 homolog
Exons: 6
Coding region: 165-1547 (460 amino acids)
Biological process (GO): hematopoietic progenitor cell differentiation
Molecular function (GO): protein binding
Source: RefSeq, a predicted model, not a curated record
UGAAACGCGUUUUAUCGAGACGAUUUAAUCCGGAGAACGGUACCUUCGCACUUCGACACAUUGGAUCCUCAAUUUUUCAAGCUUCGAGCUCCGACGGAUGAACGAGAAUUGUUGGAAAUGCCAAAAGAAAUCUAGGACACGGUGAACAAAGAAACAGUGUUAUCAUGGUCCGCGUAAUUACUCAGGAAACCUACGACGAAGUCGUUAACGAAAAUAUCGAGCAAUUUUCGAUGACACCCGAGGAAGCUAUCGAGGAUGCUAUAAAACAAUUCGAUGCCCAGGGGGUAGACUUGAGCAACAUCAUUAAAGAUUUAAUCAUCAGCAAUGACACUGAACUGAUAGAAUCUUAUCUGAACCAACUCAAGAUAGCUGUGGCAGAGAAGAAUUAUGAGAAUGUGCCUCAUACAUUGGACAAAUUAAGGCACGAGUUGGAUAAAGAUAUUGCUAGAAGACUGUAUGCUGGUAAAAAGGGAGGAUAUGACACUUUAAUAAAAUUAAUGAAAUCUUGCCCUAAUAAUAGCUCUGUGAUAAGAUCUUCAUUGAAAACUAUUGCCUCGUUAAUGAGUGGUAAUCCAGACUUAUUGAACGACGAAGGAAUAGCCUUGCAAAUACAGAUUUUAGAUAGAUGUACCGAUAUUCCAACGUUACAAUAUCUUUUGCACUGGAUAAGAGAAUGUUGCAUAAAACAUGAGCGCAACAGACAAGGUAUUUUCAACGCAGACAUCUUCAGUAAACUUAAGAAAAUAUUGGUCAGAGAAAAUGCAAGUGGGUCUGAAUUAAGAGACGCUUGUGCUGUGAUCAGAGCGCUGGUGUUGGACGAUGAUAUAAGACACGAAUAUGGGAAAGCUCACGAGCAUGCAAGUAUUAUCGCCAAAGGGGCCCUGAAUGUUUUAACUGGGUUGAUGCCAAGGUUUAAAAAAAACAAAGGGGUUGUAGGAGAUUUAAUGAUAACUUUAGCUGCAUUAAUUGUGAGGAACGAAUUCUGCCAAGAGGUAGAGGAAGCGGGAGGGCUCAAAUUUGUUAUAGACAUUAUGGUUGAUUACCCAGACUCGGAGAAACUGAACUGGCAGGCCUUGAAACUAUUGAAAGCCCUGGCUGGCAACGACAGUGUAAAAUCACACAUUGUAACUUCAGGCUGCAGCCCUCUAAUCGUGGCUGCUGUUAGCAGGCUCAAGGACUCGGAGUGUGUAGUAACAGCUGGACUUGCAUGCAUUUCCGCAUUAACAUUAAGGUGUUCCGAGAACGCUGGUGUGUUUUACGAUUGCGGUGCGCCGCUUGUAAUCAUAGACGCGAUGAAAGCUUAUUCUAAGAGUUUGAGUGUUUUGAAACAAGCUGCUUGGGCUAUCAGAAACAUGUCUGUGAGAAAUAAGAGGGAGUGUCAAGAGUUUGUUGCGUAUGGUGUAGAGGAUGUCUUGAAGACUGCACUUCAACUACACGGCUCUAAGAUCGAAAGCGACGUGAACGCGGCUUUGAGGGAUCUGGGAUUGAAAGUAGAACUGAAGGAGAGAUGGACUGGAAAAGGUGUAUCCUUGAACAAUGACAAUUGAUUGUCGUGACACCUGUUUUGCAAUGUUUUUAUGUGCUUCAUGU